Messenger RNA from Lathyrus sativus (Indian pea), 357 nucleotides. NCBI's taxonomy places the organism in Eukaryota, Viridiplantae, Streptophyta, Magnoliopsida, Fabales, Fabaceae. The record is from the annotation of a GenBank genome assembly.
AUGAGCAUUCCGAAAGCGGUAGCGGCGACAAUCCGAUUGAGAGUUCCAGCCGGCGGCGCACGUCCAGCGCCACCAGUGGGACCCGUGCUAGGUCAAUACCGUCUAAACCUAAUGGCGUUCUGCAAAGACUUCAAUGCCCGAACUCAGAAAUUCAAGCCCGACACACCAAUGGCUGUUACAAUAACAGCUUACAAAGACAACACGUUUGAGUUCAUAGCGAAAUCUCCGUCCAUCUCGUGGUACCUGAAGAAAGCUGCCGGAAUCGAAUUAGGCAGUACUCGUCCCGGUCACGUGACCUCCACGACUCUGUCUCUUAAUUAUUACCAUGUUCAUAGUCUCAAAAAAGGGAAUGUUUGA